Messenger RNA from Colletotrichum orchidophilum, 588 nucleotides. RefSeq lists its product as uncharacterized. The transcript has a single exon. Bases 1 to 588 code for a protein of 195 amino acids. The record is from RefSeq and is a predicted model, not a curated record. NCBI's taxonomy places the organism in Eukaryota, Fungi, Ascomycota, Sordariomycetes, Glomerellales, Glomerellaceae.
AUGCCCGCCAUCCAGCCGCCGGAGGUGACUUGCGAGAAGGACAAGGCUUGGGUCAAAAGGGCUAAACUCCCAUUCCGCAACCCGACACCGCUCUGGAACAAAUACUGGCAUCGAUAUAAUACCAUCACUAUCCCGCUACGAGACGAAGAUGCCUAUUUUGCUGACGUCAGUGCCGCCGCGAAGCUCGCCCAGAGUCGUGAGCACCUCGAAGAACUCCUGGACGCUCAAUGUCAAGAACGCCGGCGGGAGUACGAUACGUUAAUCCUCGAUAUUGCAGUCGCGUGCAUCCAGAAUCCAUCACUCUCAAAGACUCCUCGCCAUGCGGCCCUCAAAGCUAGCCAAACGGGUAGCCUUGACAGUCUUCUGCAAGUCCUGUGUGGUGUGGUGUUCGGCUGGAAGGAUGGCGACAAAGAGAACAGGGUGCCACGGAUCGACGACGCAGAUAAAACUGAAGACUGCAUUGAUGGAAAGGAUCUCAGAAGCAAAUACAACACCCAAGAGAUCUCGUCAGAGCUUGUGGAUGACCCAUUUCAGUACGACAAUACGAUAGCUUCUGGCCUUUACUCACCUCAGGGAUGGGAAGAUUGA